AAACCAUAAGUCCCUUCUGUAAAACAUGCUGAGAGGGGCUCUUGAAACUGAUGAGCUUACCAGCCAAACACUCUAACUAACGUGAACGGGAUGAUGAUAUUACACAUAGCAAUGAUGGAACAGCCACAUUGACAAAGAUUAACUGCACUCACUCUCAGCGCGCUGCUGCCAAUCAGCAUGCUGCGGAUACUGUCGCUCAAAUUUGGCCGCGUCUACCGGUGCGGCAAGUUCCUCUUCAUCGUAGCUCUUUUUGUGAUCCUGCUGAUGAACACUCACAACCUCUUCGCCUCUUUCCAGAGGAACGAGCUCACCGACCGGCGAUUCAUCGGCCUCAACAAGUGUCCGGCCUGCUUUGGCACUAGCUGGUGCCGCAAGUUCAUGAACAGCCAGGUGACCUUUGAGAUGUGGGGUCGCCUGCGCUUCCUAGACUUUUUCAACGUGAAGAACGUUUAUUUCGCUCAAUACGGAGAACCCAGGGAAGGAACACGCAGGGUCGUGCUCAAACGCCUGGGCUCCAACCAAGAGCUUGCAGAGAUCGAUCAGAAGAUCUGCAAACGGGCCACUGGAAGGCCUCGCUGUGAUCUCAUUCAGGGUAUGUACAAAACCGAGUUCGCACGGCUUAACGGGGACGUAAGGCUGUUGACCCCGGAGGUGGUGGAAGGCUGGUCAGAUCUGGUACACUGCCCCUCGCAGAGGCUUCUAGACCGCGUGGUCAGGAGGUACGCGGAGACCAAGGACUCUGGAAGCUUCCUGCUGAAGAACCUUAAGGACACGGAACGAAUGCAGCUGCUGAUGACGUUGGCGUUCAACCCUGAGCCGCUUGUGCUGCAGAGUUUUCCCUCCGAUGAGGGCUGGCCGUUCGCCAAAUACCUGGGGGCCUGCGGCCGGAUGGUGGCAGUGAAUUACGUGGGCGAAGAGCUCUGGAGCUUCUACAAUGCACCAUGGGAGAAAAGAGUGGAUCUGGCCAAGCAGCUGAUGGACAUCGCCGAGCAGCUGACGAACAACGACUUUGACUUUGCCCUUUACCUCCUAGACGUGAGCUUCGACAACUUUGCAGUCGGGCCUCGUGACGGAAAAGUCAUCGUCGUCGAUGCAGAAAACAUCAUAGUGGCAGACAAGAGACUGAUUAAGCAGAAUAAACCAGAGAACUAUGACGUGUGGUACGAGAGCCGCUAUGAGGAAUGCGACAAAGAGGCCUGUCUCUCCUUCUCCAAGGAUAUCCUCUGCUCUCGAGUCACCGUGGACCACAACUACUAUGCUAUCUGUCAAAACCUGCUCUCCAGAUUCGCCACCUGGCGUGGCACCACGGGUGGUCUCCUCCAUGACCCCCCUGCCGACGUGGUCAAAGAUGGCCGCCUCACGGCCCUGCUGGACGAGUGCACCCGGCCUCAGAAACAGUACGGUCGCUUCCAGGCAGCUAAAGAACUGCGGGAGUUCCUGACACAACUCACACAGCUGAGCAAUACUAACAGGUAGUGUCCAGAACAGGGGACGUUCUGUACCCCCACCCCCCACUCAAAAAAGACCUCUGAAGUACUUUUACAAAUGUGUUACAAGAUUCUGGAACACAUUCGUUCACCUUCAGGGGAGUCGCUAUUUGGUUGCCGCUAUCAAUCAUGCCAACAUUGGCUCCAGUCCUGUCCGGGGCUAAUUAAAGAAGUUUGCACAUGAACAUGGAUUAAAGGGUCGUGUGAAAAUCAGCAGAAUACAGGCUCAAACUGCUGUGAUCACACGCGUGUGUGUGUGUGUGUGUGUGUGUGUGUGUGUGUGUGUGUGUGUGUGAGAGAGAGAGAGAGAGAGAGAGUCGAUUGUAAUAUCUGAUGCUUCAUUGAAUAACCUUGCUGCUAUUACUGAUUCUGAUUAGGAUCCUGUAAUACGGUUUCUAAUUAAUUAAAAAAUUGGGUGCUGUAGGUGCACCGUGAGCAGGGGCUUAUAACUGAAGUGACACAGGGAGCUUUGUUUAUGUUUGAGUGACUCUUAACAAAAACAUGUCCAGGUCAUUUUUUAAUCCAAAAUGAAACAAAUAAAGAAAGAAGCAAAAAAUAUUUUGAAUAUAAUGUGUUCCUGUUUUGGCCCAGAAUAUCAUUGUUUUAGAAGCAUCUUGCAAAAAUAAACUGGUGUUUGUUUUGCAUAUUAUAAUGCCAAGAUGUUUAAGAUGUUUGUUUUCUUGUUUUGUUUUGUUGUGUGUCCUGUAUUUCUUUUUAUCUUGUGUUCUCUUUUUUUGUUGUUGAUGUUUGUUGUCUUUUUUGCUUUGUUUUUUUUUUUUUUUUUGUAUUUUUAUUUAUUUUUUAGUUUUGUUUGUGUAUAAUUGUUUGUUUUUUUUCUUUUUUUAUACCAAAAGAGUAAAAUGCUGUUAAAAAGAUUUAAAGUCAGCAUAAAUUUAAAGCAGUAUAAUUAAAUAUUUUUUAUGAAUAUGAAUUUAAAACUGUAUUCAUUUUCUUUAGGGAAAAUUAGAUUUUUGGGUGAAAUAUCACUAGGACAUGUUCUUGACAAGCUUUGAGAUUCAUCCAUUUGUGUUUUAUUUUAGUCUCUAUAUAUUCAAUGAACCACCUGGUUUCUUUGCAAUGGGGAGUAAAGUCUUAAGUGAAUUUGUAAGUGUGCUUGGUCAGAUUAUGCCUCUUAUCGAAGGGAAAUUUAAUCGUUUCCUGUUACAAUGAACCAUUUUGGUGAGAUGUUGAUGCUUUUUGUUAAAGUGGCAGUCAGUGCCAGUUAUGGAUAGUUGGAUGACUUGACUUAAAAAAAACAACCCUGAAAUGAAGAUACGAAAAGGAGAACAAAAUGGAUUUGAAACAACGUAUGCAAGAAUAAAAAUACCAAAGAAUAUUGUCACUGUUGCGUGGUUCGUUUUGUUCUGUUAGCAAUGCUUUGACCAAGAUUGUUCAAAAGGGAAACCACAAUAAAGCUCUUAUUUGUCCUGUUUCUGUAUUCAUGAGCCUGUUAGUGUUUUUUUUUUUUCUUUCUUUCUUCUUUUUGGACCAAUUCAGUUUUAAUUUCUCAUAUGCCGGCAACCAUGACAUACCGUCUCCUUCACUUACACUUGCAUUGUUUACAGCGACAAGUUGCACUACAUUGUCAGAUCAUAGUUUUUCAUUGUAGACCCUUUAAUAUUUCCCCUCUUAUCAAUUUUGUGUCCUUUAAUAUUUUGUGUGCAUAUAUUAAUGUUCUUCUUUCCCCCCUAACAAUGUUACUCAUGUGCCACUUUCCAUGUUUGUAAUAAGCAAUAUUAGGAGUUGAUAGAGCCUAAUGAAUUAUCACUUUAAAAAUGUGAUUUAAAAAAAUUCAUAUUGAUUUGUAGGCAUUCCAACUUUUGAAAUCCGCUGUUUCUGUUAAAAUAUGUUUUAUUCUGUAAGAAAAGUCUGCUUUCUGUAUGUGUUUGUUUUGAGACUAAGGAAAAGUCUGGUCAUACUGUGCCUUUCAUUCAAAAGUUGUAUUUUCGACUGGAUGAGAAUAUAAAAUUAUAUUAAAGUAUAUCUAUACUUACCUGCUCUAAA
Molecule: messenger RNA, 3491 nt
Organism: Carassius carassius (crucian carp)
Lineage: Eukaryota; Metazoa; Chordata; Actinopteri; Cypriniformes; Cyprinidae
Product: divergent protein kinase domain 2A-like
Exons: 3
Coding region: 178-1476 (432 amino acids)
Source: RefSeq, a predicted model, not a curated record